This is a messenger RNA of Phascolarctos cinereus (koala), 2081 nucleotides long. Lineage: Eukaryota; Metazoa; Chordata; Mammalia; Diprotodontia; Phascolarctidae. The record is from RefSeq and is a predicted model, not a curated record.
GGCUUAGCACAGUGCCUGGCACAUAGAAGGUUUUAAAUAAAUGUUUGCUGAUUGAUUGAUGGGUCUGUAUUCCCUAAAAUUGGAAGCUGAUAGAUUGAAGCCUAUAAAUUUUCUUCCUAAAAGAUUUAAUUAUGCCUUACAGCUCUUAAGAGUCUGAAAUAGAUAGAUAUCUUCAGAAUAUGGAGUGAUCCAGAAAAAGAUGGAAGACGUACAGCUAAUUGCACCCAACAUGACAAGCACUGAAGAAGAAGAGCCUAUCUCUGGUAUUAGUCGUCAAAUUUCUGUUAGUGAAUUUUCUUGCCACUGCUGUUAUGACAUCCUGGUGAAUCCCACCACCUUGAACUGUGGGCACAGUUUCUGUCGACAUUGCCUGGCUCUAUGGUGGGUGUCCUCAAAGAAAACAGAAUGUCCAGAGUGUCGAGAGAAAUGGGAAGGUUUUCCGAAAGUAAAUAUUCUGCUCAGAGAUGCCAUUGAAAAGUUAUUUCCUGAUGCCAUCAAAUUGAGAUUAGAAGACAUUCAGCAGAACAGUGAUAUAGUACAUAGUCUUGCAGCCUUUCAUAAAUACGGAAAUGAUCAGAUUUCUGUAGCUCCAAAUGCAGGGCGAGCAAAUCCUCAAAGAGGAGGAGGAUUUUUUUCUGGAGUACUGACAGCUUUAACUGGUGUUGCAGUAGUUCUACUUGUAUAUCACUGGAGCAGUAGAGAAUCAGAGCAUGACCUGCUUGUUCACAAAUCUGUUGCAAAAUGGACGGCUGAAGAAGUCAUCUUUUGGCUAGAGCAACUGGGCCCUUCCUCUCUUUAUAGAGAAAGAUUUUUAUCUGAAAGGGUUAAUGGCAGAUUGCUUUUAACAUUGACAGAUGAAGACUUUUCAAAGGCUCCAUAUAACAUAGAGAAUAGUAGCCACAGAAAAGCCAUCAUAAUGGAACUGGAGCGGGUCAAAACUUUAGGAGUAAAGCCCCCACAGAAUCUUUGGGAAUACAAGGCUGUCAACCCAGGCAAGUCAUUAUUCCUGUUGUAUGCCCUGAAGAGCUCCCCAAGACUCAGUAUGUUGUAUCUGUACUUGUUUGAUUAUGUAGAAACCUUCUUACCUUUUAUCCAUACAAUAUGCCCUGUGCAAGAAAAAGAGGAUAUCAUCACAAAGUUUCUUGACUUUAAAGAGCCCACUUGGAAGCAGUGGAGAGAAUUCCUUGUUAAAUAUUCUUUCCUUCCAUAUCAAUUGAUUGCUGAAUUUGCCUGGGAUUGGCUUGAUGUGCACUACUGGACGUCACGGUUUCUUAUUGUUAAUGCUAUGUUGCUCUCUGUUCUGGAGUUAUUUUCCUUCUGGAGAAUUUGGUCAAGGAAUGAAUUGAAAACUGUUCCUCACAUAAUGUGGAGCCAUUUUUGGAAAGUAUCAACACAGGGACUUUUUGUGGCCAUUUUUUGGCCUAUUAUUCCUCAGUUUAUUUGCAACUGUUUAUUUUACUGGGCCCUGUACUUUAACCCAAUUAUCAACAUUGAUCUUGUGGUCAAAGAAGUACGCAGACUAGAAACCCAAGUGCUGUGAGUAUUGCUGUCCCAGCUCUGAGUGAAGCUGGCCUCCAGCAGGUCUGAGCUUUGAAAUUUAAAGAGUGGUGGGGGCUGCAGUGGGAGUGAGGGUAAAGGGGGAGUGGGGUCCGCUUUUCUAUAAAUAGUGAUAAAAGGAGCUGCUUUUUUAAAAAGCUACACAAGGGUUUUUCUUGGCAUGGGAAACAGGACCCAUCAUUCCCAAACCAGUAUUGGUUUAUUCAGAUUGUACAGUAGUGAUAUUUGCCGCAUACUAUAUUACUACCUCACAAAGGUGCUGUGAGGCUCAAUGAGAUGAUGGCCAUGGACUGUUAGAGCUCCUCAAAGAUGGGACAUUGAAGUAUCAUGGUAUUAGCUUAUGUGUGUUUGCUUCUCAACAGGCCUUCUGAGGCCUAGUUUGAUAGAUCUGGUAAGUGAUAGAGAAUCUCAUUUGGAGCACUGAUGAUGGGAAAAUGAAAUUCUACUAGGCAGGACACUGCCUUCCAGGUAUUCUCAAUAAGUGAACUUCUAGUCAUGUGUGGUUAUGUGGUCUAUUAUAAACA